AGAGGCGGGGCUCGCCUGGAGAGCGAAGGGUAAAAGCGGCAACCGGUUUUCUGAGGCUCUACCGGGCCCUUUCUGCUACGAAGCCUCCUGAUCCUGGCGCUGGUGUUCGGGACGAACUCGCGUACGUCGUAGAGACGGGCCCAAGGUCUCGUGAAGGCGGUGUUGUCGAAGGCCCGAAGGGGACUGGGCGGAGCGAUGGAGGAGGAUAUGAUGGUCGCGCUGCAGUUGCAGGAGGAGUGGGACGCGCAGGCUGCUAAGCGCGCAGCGCGGGAGCCCCUGUCGUUGGUGGAUGCGUCCUGGGAACUGGUGGACCCCACCCCAGAUCUGCAGGCCUUAUUUGUGCAGUUCAACGACAGGUUUUUCUGGGGCCGGCUGGAGGCGGUGGAGGUGAAGUGGAGCGCGCGCAUGACUCUGUGUGCUGGGAUUUGCUGCUAUGAGGGCAGUGGUGGAAUGUGUUCCAUCCGUGUCAGUGAACCCCUUUUAAAGUUAAGACCAAGAAAAGAUCUUGUAGAGACCCUCUUGCAUGAAAUGAUACAUGCCUAUUUAUUUAUCACUAAUAAUGAUAAAGACCGGGAAGGACAUGGUCCAGAGUUUUGUAAACAUAUGCAUCGCAUCAACCACCUGACUGGAGCCAAUAUUACGGUGUACCACACAUUUCAUGAUGAGGUGGAGGAGUACCGCCGACACUGGUGGCGCUGCAAUGGGCCAUGUCAGUAUAAGCAGCCAUAUUAUGGCUAUGUCAAACGUGCCACCAAUAGGGCACCCUCUGUACAUGACUACUGGUGGGCUGAGCACCAGAAAACCUGUGGAGGCACUUACAUAAAAAUCAAGGAACCAGAGAAUUACUCAAAGAAAGGAAAAGGGAAGACAAAACUACAAAGGCAGCCCAUAUCAGCCAUGAAGAAUAAAGAUAACCCCAGUAGAGGUGAGGCUCAGCCACUAAUCCCUUUCAGUGGAAAAGGUUAUGUUCUGGGAGAGGUGAGGAAUCCACCUUCAUCUGGGAAAUCGAUUGCCUCACGUGCUAUCAAUGAUUCUCAAGAUGUUUUUAGUGAGGACCAUUCAGCACAUGCUGUAAGACCUGAUUCUGUCGCCGAGGCAAAAUUCAAACAGAAUGGUUCAAGUAAAUCUCAUGUAUUCCCUCCAGUGCAAAGUGUUCUAAGCAGCUACUUUCCCAGAGUCUCAGUUGCCAACCAAAAGGCUUUCAGAAGUGUGAGUGGAUCCCUAUCAAAAAAUAGGACUGUUGGUGACAUCACUAAACACUUAGUGUCUUCUAGUUCUCAAAGGAGGGUUCCAUCUUCUAAGACACCGCUAAGAAAUCCCUCCAAAGUGAUGGCCUCAACAUCCAUAACUGCAUCCCCGCAUGGGAGUGGGUCCAAAGACAAGUUCCCAGGCAAGCGACCCAGGCUGGAAGACAAGACCGUUUUUGACACAUUUUUUAUGAAGAACAAAGUACAGAGUGAUGGAAAUGAGCCAGAUAGUACUUCAGACUCCACAGCUACAACUCAGAGUUCCAGCAGCUUUUGCAGUCAGAACCAGCUGGUCAGCUGUCCAGUGUGUCAGAGUGAAGUUGUGGAGUCACACAUCAAUGAGCACCUGGAUCAGUGCCUGGAAGGUGGUGCCAUCAGUGUCAAAAGCUGAAAUGCCUGAAAAACAAUUUUCACCUGCUUCCUGCUUUUCCUCACAAGCAAAUGAGAUAAGUGGCCAACUACUAGAGAGGUUCUGGUUGGCACUAAGUCUGAAGGUCAGGAUGUAGUUCACACAGCCAGUAAAAACAUUCUAUUUUAUGUAUACAUACAUGAGACUGUAGUUAAUACUACUACUUUACAUCCAGCUGGGAAUGGUGGUACCCCUGAGGUCCCAGCUACUCAGGGAGGAUUUCUUAAGCUCGUGAGUUCAAGACCAGCCUGAGCAACAUAAGCACCAUUUAACAGAAAGGGUUUUUACAUCUCAGGCUGCUGUAGUCACUCUUGCCUUAUUUGCGCCAUAGGCCAGGGUUUAUUCUGCAUGGAUAGUCUUAGAUACUUUUAUUCUUUCUUGAUCUUGAUGGUCUUUAAAAUUAAAUUUCUGUCUGGAAUCUCGUCAAGUAUUUGGUUAAGUUGAAUAUUUCUUUAUUAAAAUGCAUUCCCUGAACUCAUGUUCAUCUUCACAGUGUGAGACUUCACAUAAGCAAUUUGGAGUGCAAAAUGGAACAGUUCUUUCAUUCAAGGUUUUUGUUCUUCCAAUUUUUUUUUCCCAAAAAGCUUAGGAAAUAAAUUUUCUGUAUCUCAAAGAAUUUUCUAUGUUCCACUUUUAGUAGAGGUGACAGCAAAUUUUGGGCUAAAAUAGAUACAGAAUCUAGUAAAAUAGUAUUAUUGAUGACAAGUAGCCAUUGUAAUUCUGUAAGCCAUGUUUUGUGUUAAUUUUCUACUCAGUACUGUAUUUAUCAAAGUGAGUGGUCAAAGCUCAGGGCUGGCAAGUAACUGGUAUGUGUGACAUAACAAAGUUGCCUGUUUCAUGGGGUAUAAAAUACCUGCCAAACAGCAUGUCAGACCUACAGCCAAAAUUGAAACUAUUAUAAUAAAAGGAAUACCAUUUGUGCACUUAAAAAUUUAUUCUUUUUGCAAAUGCAGACACUCAUUUCAGUGUUUCAGUAGAGGGACAAGGUAUUUGUAUCCAUUUACUUCUUUUCCCACAGUUGUACUGGUCGCCACAGCCUUAGUUAUUCAGUUUUUGUUGUUGUUGGAAUAUAACUUACACACUGCAAGGUGCACAAGACUCGAGGAUAAGCCAGAGCAAACUUGCCUAGCAUUUACCUGUGUAACUUAAAAAUUAAAACUCUUUACUCUGGGAGACUCCUGUGAUUGCCUGUUUCUGGCCUGUGCCCACCACACUCACCAUCCCCAGGGGCACCACUGUUUUCAUCUGUUACGAGAGGUUGGUUUUAGUCUAUUUUUCGAGCUUAAUAAAGUAUCUUUGUUGCUGUACAUAAUAGUCCAUUUUCAUUGUUCUGUACUACUUGUGUAAAUAUAGAAUGUUUUCAUCCUUUGUAAUAUUAAUGAAUAUUCUCAUUGUUCUCAGUUUGAGGUUAUUAGGAAUAAUAGGAGCAGUGCUUAGUCCUUCAAUUGGGUGUAUACUCAGGUGGCUUGUUGGCUUACAGGGUGCAUCUGGGUAGCCUUCCGAAUACUGCUAGUUUACACUCAUCCUAGCAGUGGGAGCGUCUCCAGCAGUGCAGCAUCCGUAACAGUUUUUAGCCUGUGUGUGUGGGUGGAUGUUUUGAUAUUUUUUAAAACAUAAAGGUAAAAUUAUAAUAUUUAUAAAUGGCUAUUAAAAUAUAUGUAUUUUUAAUAUAUACUCUUAAUGUUCAUCAGUUUAACAAAUGCAAUAAAGUACAUUUUUAGUAAAAGCAUGGUUUUGAGUCUGUGGGGAGGCAGGCUGAUGUGAACCUCCAAGUGGCUUAGUGAGUGCUGUGGAAGAGACUGAAGACAGGCUAUUGUGCAGGAUGUCGGGACAGGACAGUCCUGGAGCGGACCUUGUACAGCACGAGUCAUCAGUGAGUGGAGUUAGGUUGGCAAAGGGCCUAGCAGAGCACACUCGGAAGGGAUGAGAUGCUGUUACAGGAAGCGUGGAUAGAAUGCAAGGGGUGACAGGACAGAAGGACAAAGACUGCAGGCAGGAUCUAGCCAAGAAGAGUUGGGGGCGGGAACCAUGUGUGGUAAAUACUAUGUAUAGCGAGCACCUGUGACACGGAACCCCCUUCACAAGGCUCACAGGGCAGCCAGCCACACUUGCAGAGCUCAGGGUG
Molecule: messenger RNA, 3781 nt
Organism: Octodon degus (degu)
Lineage: Eukaryota; Metazoa; Chordata; Mammalia; Rodentia; Octodontidae
Gene: Sprtn
Product: SprT-like N-terminal domain
Exons: 5
Coding region: 196-1638 (480 amino acids)
Biological process (GO): DNA repair
Cellular component (GO): nucleus
Molecular function (GO): single-stranded DNA binding; polyubiquitin modification-dependent protein binding; metalloendopeptidase activity
Source: RefSeq, a predicted model, not a curated record